GCGCACGCCCCAAUGAGCUUAUAAGGACAGUAGAUUCGGAAAUAUUCUUAUAAGAUACCAUAAUUUGAAUAAUAUCUUUUUAAUGCAGUAUGUAUGGAAAAAAAUCCUAUGUUUUCCUUAAUUUCCUUUUAUGUUUAAAUUUUUUUUUCUAAUUAUCAUUGUUCCUUUUAUUAUUUCGUAGGCUUAACUUCUUUACUUCAUUCUCCACCGCUACUUUUCAGAAAAUACCUUCUGGAAACCGUGCUCCAUCCUCCGUCCUCCGAGCCUCCAUUCAGUAAACGUCAUCGGAGGUUUCAGAAAUUAGGACCGACAUUGCAGCAAAAGGAGGCUUUCACCGCCUCGUGAAUCUUCUUUACUUUUGUCUUGCUGUGGCUGUUACCACCCUGCAUUUAGUUUCCGUCUUCUUCCUCGAGAAAUCAGUCCGUCCUUUCUGCUCCCUGACCGUAAUUAGUUCUCCUCUAUUUCUUCAUCUGCUCCUUUCCCUGGUUCUUACAUCUCGUUACAAAAUCUCGAGUAGAACUGUGAAAUAGUCAGACUAAUCAACGGCGAAUUGGGAGUCUACACAACUCGUUCAUAGUGAGACCACGAAUGGUUACUGGUUAGCCCAAUCUAAGGAUUUGCAUGCAGGGUAUGUUGACUUUUGAGGGACAGUUCUAGGUUGAUGUUGGUUUAGUUUCUUAGAAAGGAAGGAGGAAGAAAGAUGUUUGUGAAAGAAAAUUGUGGGAGCUGCUGGCUAUUCAAUUAUACAUUCAUGUUAAAUUUCUGGAGAAGUCUGGUCUCUUUCUUCCGCAGGAGAUUUACUUCAUCGACACUUCUUUUAGCCAUUGAUUAUGAUGUUAUGGUUUUGUUCCAACUCUUUUCAUCUAGAAUCCCAAUUUCACCGUACAGUCAGCUGGUUUAUGUGGCUCCAUCUCUGUUUUGUUUUUCAUCUCCAAUCCAUCUUUGUUUCUCUGAAGCUAUUCCAUAUUGGUUCUUAUAUAUAGGUUGAUUAUAUUCACAGUUCAAGGAUCCUCUCACUUAGUAGAAGCUCAAACAAAGCCAAGAGGGAGCGAGACCGAGGAAUUCUAGAAAUAAAUGUCUCAAGGAAAUCAUGGGUUUGAGAUUCCCAGAGUGAAACUGGGUACCCAAGGUCUAGAGGUGUCGAAGUUGGGGUUUGGAUGCAUGGGGCUAACGGGGAUGUACAAUGCUCCAGUGCCAGAAGAUCUGGGUAUUUCAAUCAUCAAGGAAGCAUUUAACAAUGGGAUAACUUUCUUUGACACCUCUGAUGCUUAUGGCCCUUACACCAAUGAAACUCUGCUUGGCAAGGUACUGAAGCAAUUGCCAAGAGAGAAAGUCCAGGUGGCUACAAAGUUUGGGAUCACCUUUGAUAACUUCAAUCCCAAAGAAGUUAAGAUUAGAGGCGAUCCUGCUUAUGUUCGUGCCUGUUGCGAGGCUAGCUUGAAGCGACUCGAUUUGGAUUACAUCGAUCUUUACUAUCAGCACCGGGUUGACACUUCGGUUCCCAUAGAGGAAACGAUGGGAGAGCUUAAGAAGCUAGUUGAAGAAGGCAAAAUCAAGCACAUUGGACUAUCUGAAGCCAGUUCCGACACAAUCAAGCGAGCUCAUGCUGUUCAUCCCAUCACUGCAGUGCAAAUGGAAUGGUCAAUUUGGACUCGUGAUAUUGAGCCAGAAAUCGUCCCUCUUUGUAGGAAACUUGGGAUUGCAAUAGUUGCAUACAGUCCAAUUGGACGUGGCUUCUUUGGAGGGAAAGGAAUCACUGAGAGCUUGUCCUCAGAGACUGUCUUGAGGAUGCAUCCAAGGUUCAUUGAAGAAAGUAAAGAGAAGAACAGAGUGCUCUACACCCGAGUCGAGAAGCUAGCAAAUAAACAUGGCUGCACUCCUGCUCAGCUUGCUCUUGCAUGGGUCUUGCAUCAAGGAGAUGACGUGGUGCCCAUCCCUGGGACAACCAAGCUGAAGAAUCUGGAGAGCAACAUGGAAUCGCUGAGAGUGAAGCUGACAAAGGAAGAUGUGGAGGAGAUUAGUGCGGCGGUUCCUGUGGAUGAUGUUGCUGGUGUCAGAUCUGCUAGUUAUCAGCUCACAUGGAAGUUUGCUGAUACACCAUUGCCAAGCAAGAACUAAUUAGCUGACUUAUCCGCUCAUAUAUGUUCUCUGCAGAUAAUGAUAUGUAGUUCGCAUUAUUAUAAACAUAAAAGCUCAAUACAAAAUGUUGUAAGCAGUUUGUAUCUGAUGUUCGUCCAUGGAAUAGUGGUUUAAUAAUAAGAAUAAACUAGUUUUGUGUCCAGCCUGUAUGGGAAGAGUGAUUGAAAGUUUGUAGUUGCAGAGAGGGUAGCUAUGUUGUUCAUUUAAAACUAAUAAUGAUAAAUUGGUGAGUUCUUGGAAACAAGGUAUUGAAUGUUUAAAACAAAUCCACAUAGCAAAAGAAAUGUAAUUUGUAAUU
Linum trigynum is the source of this 2437-nucleotide messenger RNA. NCBI's taxonomy places the organism in Eukaryota, Viridiplantae, Streptophyta, Magnoliopsida, Malpighiales, Linaceae. The record is from the annotation of a GenBank genome assembly.